Messenger RNA from Oncorhynchus nerka (sockeye salmon), 9335 nucleotides. Its product is annotated as nuclear receptor coactivator 3-like. The coding region runs from base 365 to 4921 and encodes 1518 amino acids. Lineage: Eukaryota; Metazoa; Chordata; Actinopteri; Salmoniformes; Salmonidae. Gene Ontology annotation, biological process: cellular response to hormone stimulus; positive regulation of transcription by RNA polymerase II. Gene Ontology annotation, molecular function: protein dimerization activity; nuclear receptor binding. The transcript is spliced from 24 exons. The record is from RefSeq and is a predicted model, not a curated record. Gene Ontology annotation, cellular component: nucleus.
CCCAGCAACCCCAACGCUCAGCACAAGCUGGCUUCUUUCUCUUCGAGAGUGUUUCCCAUUUAAACAAACACAGUGCUGAAGAUGGCGGAGAGUUAAUAGGGAAAGGAAGAAGCUAUUGGUGCGCUCACAGAGAUAUAUCUAUUUGGGUAGAAUACCAGUAGACCAGUCCAGGACCAUUAUCUGCAGGAGAGAAAUAGUCUCGUCCACUCUAGGCUCCGUCACAAGGUCGCUCUGCGUUGACGGGCUCUCAUUUUCACUCAGAAAAUAAGAGGGACCCAAUUGAACUCUAAAAAGGAUGUGAAGUUCAAUGACGUUGGAUUUCAUAAUUUAUACUCUGCUGAAGAGGUGCUGAUAUGUGUACACGAUGAGCGGACUGGGGGACAACUCCAUGGAGCCUCUGAGCUCGGAAAACCGAAAACGCAAGCUCUCCAUCUGCGACACGCCCGGUCUGGGGUGUGAGCGGAGACGGCGGGAGCAGGAGACUAAAUACAUCGAGGAGCUGGCCGAAUUGAUCUCUGCCAACCUCGGUGACAUCGACAGCUUCAACGUCAAGCCAGACAAGUGUGCCAUCCUCAAGGAGACAGUGCGCCAGAUCAGACAGAUAAAAGAGCAGGGCAAAGCGUCCUCCAAUGAUGACGAUGUACAGAAGUCGGACGUGUCCUCCACGGGACAGGGGGUCAUAGACAAAGACCACCUCGGGCCGCUUCUGCUUCAGGCCCUGGAUGGUUUUCUGUUUGUGGUGAACCGGGAGGGCAGCAUAGUGUUUGUGUCUGACAACGUGACCCAGUACCUGCAGUACAAACAGGAGGAGCUCAUCAACACUUCCGUCUACAACAUCCUCCAUGAGGACGACAGGGAGGAGUUCCACAAGAACCUGCCCAAGACCAAUGUUAAUGGGGUGUCCUGGGGUGGGGAGGCGCCACGUCAGAAGAGCCACACCUUCACCUGUCGCAUGCUGGUCAAGUUUGGCCACACCCACGGACCUGUGGAGGAGGGACCAGGAGGGCCGCGCUACGAGACCAUGCAAUGCUUCGCCUUGACCCAGCCCAAGGCCAUGAUCGAAGAGGGGGAAGACCUGCAGUCGUGUAUGAUCUGUGUGGCCCGUCGUGUGACUGCUGUAGAGAGAACAGAGAGCUUCAACACCCGGCACGAGCUCUCAGGUAAGCUGAUCCAGAUAGACCAGAACUCUCUGCGUGCGUCAAUGCGUCCUGGCUGGGAGGAUCUGCUGAGGCGCUGUAUCCAGAUGUUCCUACAGCACAGUGACGGACAACCCUGGUCCCACAAACGCCAUUAUCACGAGGCUUUCCUACAGGGUCACGCUGAGACCCCCCUGUACCGUUUUUCUCUCUCGGACGGCACCCCUGUCACGGCCCAGACCAAGAGUAAGCUGUAUCGCCACCCCAUGAGCAACGAGGCCCAGGGCUUCAUAUCCACCCACCUGCUACAGAGGGAGCAGCAUGGCUAUCGCUCUGCCCAGGGCGGGGGCAUGAUGCCAGGGCCUAUGAGGCAGCAGGGCAUGGGGGGCCCCAACCCCAACGCCCAGAUGAACAUGCCCCCUGGUGGAGGUAUGGGGGGUAUGAACCGGGGCUACGGGCCCAUGAACGAACAGAGCCACAUGGGACAGAUGGGAGGGGGUUCAAUGUACGGAGGGAAUGGAGGUGGUGGUGGCGGCAGGGGAGGCAUGGGCAACAGAAUGAUGCAGAUGAAUCAGAUGAAUCAGUUGAACCAGAUGGGCCAGAUGAACCAAAUGAAUCAGAUGGGUCAUCAGAUGAACCACACAGGUCCAGGGAACCACCCUGGCAUGCAGCAACAUCAGCACCCCCAGCAGCAACAUCAGCAGCCCCCCUUCCAGAGCAGUGGGGGGUACGGACUGGGGGGUAUGAACAGCCCCUUGGGGAGUCCCCGGAUGAUUGGCCCCCAGCAGGGGCUCCUGAUGUCCCCCCGAAACCGAGGCAGCCCCAAGAUGGGUGCCAGUCAGUACUCACCUGGAGACAUGCACUCCCCCAUGGGCCCUCAUGGAGGAGGAGGAGGUACCACCUCUUUCUCCAGCAGCUCCCUCAACGCCCUGCAGGCCAUCAGCGAGGGGGUCGGGAGCUCCCUCCCCUCCACCCUCACCUCUCCCUCCCCGGCCAACAAACCAGACAGCUCCCCCAGCGUCCACUCCUCCUCUCAGUCCACCCAGCCCAGUCACCCUGCCAAAUCCGGCCCGGAUGACUCCAAAAGCCCAACAGGAGGCCUGGGUCCUGCGCCCAGCGUGCACCCCCUCCACCAACACCAUCACCACCACCCACACCACCAGUCCGAGAGCUCCGGAGACAGGUUGGACAGCCAGGCCUCGGCAGACAGCAAGGAGCCCAGAGAGGGGGCCAUCGAGGCUGGGGUGAGCUCAGAACCCACCCGGAGAGUCCCAGACGGUAAGGGUCAUAAGAAGCUGCUGCAGCUGCUGACCUCCCCCACUGAGGAGCUGGGGUUAGGGGGAACUGGCUCCGCCUUGCCCUCUAUACCUCCCCCACCAGGCAGCAGCAACACCCCAGCAGGGUCCGACACCAAGGACCCCACAGGAAGCAUUUCCAGCCCUUCCUCUACUGGAGUAUCCUCCUCUUCCUCAGCCUCCACCAAUCAGGGCCAGGCGUCGGGCACGGCUCUGGCCAAUGCUCUGGCCUCUGCCCACUACACGGCGUCGCUGCAGGAGAAGCACAAGAUCCUCCACAAGCUGCUGCAGAACAGCAACACACCCGAUGAGGUGGCCAAGAUCACAGCCGAGGCCACUGGCAAAGUGACCCUGGGUGGCCAGGAAGUCCCAGGGGAGGUGGGGGCUGGAGGAGCAGGAGGAGUGACAGAGCCUAAGCAAGAGCAGCACAGCCCCAAGAAGGAGAAGACCCACGCGCUCCUCCACUACCUCCUCAACAAGGAUGAUACUAAAGAGCCAGUGGAUGUGAAACCCAAGCCUGAGGAGCUGGAAGGAAAGGGGCCCCCAGGAGCCACUGCCGGCCCCCCACCCAGAGGCCCUGGCGCUGGACCCGGCCCAACAGCUGAACACCCAGAGAGCAAGAUCAAGUCAGAGCCGCCUGAUGAGUUGGACAACCUGGAGUCCAUCCUGGGAGGUUUGAGGGGUUCUGGCUCUGAGUUCUACCCCGAGCAGGGAGGAGGAGGGAACAAGGCGCAGGGUUGCCUCGACGAGAACCUGCAAGGGAGUUCGGGGAUGGCCCCUGGCCCACGAGGGCCCUUCCAGAGGGCCAUGUCAGCAGACGCCAAGCCUGGAGUGGUGGGGAGGCGCCCCAUGCUCAUCAAACAAGAGAACAUGAUGGGCAGCCCAGAAGGAUACCCAGGGAACAUGGGUGUUUGUCCGCGAGGCGUUGGAACAAGGCCGAUGAACAGGGGCAUGGGGGUUUCCCAGCGCUCUCCCAUGGGGGGGUCAGGGGAUUGGGGGAUGCCCCGCUCCUGUGCCAGCCCCGUGGGCUCAGCCGGUCACCCCUCCAUGAGCCGUCCUGGUAUGGACUACAACUCCAAAGGCAUGAUGGGAGGGCCCAUGGUGGGAAGGUCCAACAGUGUUCCUGGCACCAGAUCCAUGCUGCAGCAACAGCUAAUGGACAUGGGAGGUUCUGGUGAGAUGGGGAUGAGUCCGUUCGGUCAGCAGGUCCAGCCCAACCAGUCUCCGUCCUGGUCUGACAGUGUGAUGGGAAUGGAGGGAAACCACAGCAGGCGUCAGUUUGGAAACACCCUGGAUGAGCUCCUGGCUCCGCCCACCACCAGCGAGGGCCAGAGUGAUGAGCGGGCGCUGCUGGACCAGCUGGACUCUCUGCUCAACAACACGGACGGCAUCGCACUGGAGGAGAUCGACCGGGCCCUGGGCAUCCCCGACUUGGUCAGCCAGGGCCAGGGGCCAGAGCAGCAUGGUGAGCCCUUCCCCAGCCAGGAUCCUUCCAUAGUGCUGGAGCAGAAGCCUCUGUACGGCCAGGGCUACCCCGGACCCCCCUCAAUGGCCAUGCAGUCAGCCUACGGGGGGAGCCCUAUGCAGGGCCAGCCCCAACAGGGUGGCUUCGGCCCCAUGCUCUCCCAGAUGGGCCCAGGGGGCAGCUUCCCAGGGAUGGGAGGCAUGGGGGGUAUGGGUCACCCCCGUGCUAACAUGAUGAGACCCAGGAUGAUGAGCGCCACCAAACCCAUGAGGCUCCAGCUGGCGCAGAGACUACAGGGCCAACAGUUUAUGAGUCAGACUCGGCAGGGGAUGGCCAUGAAGAUGGAGAACCCUGGAGCAGGCAACCCUGCCUUGAGGCCGGGUAUGCAGCCUAGCAUGGGAGGACAGCCUGGCUUCCUGAAUGCCCAGAUGAUGGCCCAGCGUAGCAGGGAGAUGGUGACCAUGCAGAUGAGGAGACAGAGGAUGAUGAUGCUAAUGCAACAGCAACAGCAGCAGGCGGCAGCAGUGGCCGCCGCAGGGGGGUUCAGCCCCCCUCCCAACGUCACCGCCCCCACCGGCAUGGACACCCCUAUGGGAGGCCCCAACCUGGGCCCCCAGCAGUUUGGCUACGGGGGAAACUACGGUAUGGCCCAGCAGGGUGACCCGUCGUUUGGCCCUGCGGGCAGCAGUCCCCCCAGCACCAUGAUGUCAGGCCGCCUGGGUCCUCAGAAUCCCAUGAUGCAACAGCAUCCCCAGGGCGGACCCAUGUACCAGAGCACUGACAUGAAGGGCUGGUCUCAGGGAGGCAUGGCCCGUAACAGCUCGUACCCCCAGCAGCAGUUUUCCCAACAGGGCAACCCGGGGCAGCAGCAGUUUGUCCAAACGGGCAACCCAGGACAGUACGGGGGCAUGAUGAUGAAUGGGGGCAUGCCUUCCAAUGGAGGGGGGGGCCAUAUGGGGCAGAUGGGGAUGAACCCCAUGGUGAUGGGACGUAUGCCGAUGGGGCCUGAUCAGAAAUAUUGCUGAACCUGAGACAGACGAGUGUGGUGGAACAGAACAGACUCACUGUGAUCCUUUCAGAGAGAUGAGUGCAGUGAUGUGUGUGUGUGUGUGUGUGUGUGUGUGUGUGUGUGUGUGUGUGUGUGUGUGUGUGUGUGUGUGUGUGUGUGUGUGUGUGUGUGUGUAGUACUCUACUCCCACCAGUUGGGGUUGCUGCUCUCUGGACUCGAGGCAAGUGUUGGCAGUCUCACAGCUGGAGGAAAAUAGACAGAGGACACACUAUUCUACUCUCACUUCUUGUACAUGACACAUCCUAUGACACACACCAACACACACACCCCAAAACAUCCAUGUAUCUAAAGACACAAUGUGACACACAAACACACACACACAUACACAAACUGACGGAUCGAAAUUAGAAGACAUCCUCUCUCUCGUGGGAUGUGACUACCAUCAUGCCAAGUUGCCAUCCAGUCUCUGAAUCCACACUUAAUUAAUUAAAUAUAUAGUCCAUUGUUGGAGAAGGUGGGAGUUGAUUGUAAUCACUGAUACAUGGUCAGCUAUUUUUACAUCCUCCUAAUGAUUAAGAUUAGGGAACCCUGAUCCUAGAUCUGUGGUUAGGGGCAACUUCUACCUCUAUAAGCUAUAUUACUAUACUGAUGAGCAGACAUGUAGUCAAUAGCAUAUAGUCAAUUCAGAAGUACAACACCAGUCAAAAGUUUGGACACACCUACUCAUUCCAGGGUAUUCUUUAUUUAACACUAUUUUCUGCAUUGUAGAACAAUAGUGAAGACAUCAAAACUAUGAAAUAACACAUAUUGAAUCAUGGAGUAACCAAAAAAAGUGUUAAACAAAUCAAAUUAUAUUUUCUAUUUGAGAUUCUUCAAAUUAGCAACCCUUUGAGUUGAUGACAGCUUUGCAGACUCUUUGCAUUCUCUCAACCAGCUUCAUGAUGUAGUCUGGAAUGCAUUUCAAUUAAUAUGUGUGCUUUGUUAAAGUCCAUUUGUGAACUUUCUUUCCUUCUUAAUGCGUUUGAACCAAUCAGUUGUGUUGUGACAAGGUAGAGGUGGUAUACAGAAGAUAGUCCUAUUUGGUAAAAGACCAAGUCCAUAUUAUGUUAAAAUAAGCAAAGAGAAACGACUGUCCAUCAUUACUUUUAUGAUUGAAACUUUAGGUCAGACAGGAAAGGAAGCUCCAGAGUUACCUCUGCUGCAGAGGACAAGUACAUUAAUGUUACCAGCCUCAGAUAUUGCAGCCCAAAUAAAUGCUUCACAGAGUUCAAGUAACAGACACAUCUCAACAUCAACUGUUCAGAGGAGACAGCAUAAAUCAGGUGUUCAUAGUCGAAUUUCUGCAAAGAAACCACUACUAAAGGAUACCAAUAAAAAGAAGAGACUUGCUUGGGCCAAUAAACACAAGCAAUGGACAUUAGACCGGUGGAAAUCUGGCCUUUGGUCUGAUGAGUCCAAAGGAGGAGGAGAAGGUGUGAUGGUGUGGGGUGCUUUGCUGGUGAUACUGUCAGUGAUUUAUUUAGAAUUCAAGGUACACUUAACCAGCAUGUCAUCCCAUCUGAUUUGCGCUUAGUGGGACUAUCAUCUAUUUUUCAACAGGACAGCUACCCAACACACCUCCAGGCUGUGUAAGGGCUAUUUGACCAAGAAGGAGAGGGAUUGAGUGCUGCAUCAGAUGACCUGGCCUCCACAGUCACCCGACCUCAACCCAAUUGAGAUGGCUUGGGAUGAGUUGGACCACAGAGUGAAGGAAAAGCAGCCAACAAGUGCUCAGCAUAUGUGGGAACUCCUACAAGAUCGUUGGAAAAGCAUUCCAGGUUGGUGAAGCUGGUUGAGAGAAUGCCAAGAGUGUGCAAAGCUGUCAACAAGGAAAAGGGUGUCUACUUUGAAGAAUCUAAAAUAUACUUUGAUUUGUUUAACACUUUUUUGGUUACUACAUGAUUCCAUAUGAGUUAUUUCACUGUUAUUCUACAAAAUAGAAAAUAGUAAAAAUAAAGAAAACCCCUGGAAUGAGUAGGUGUGUCCAAACUUUUGACUGGUGCUGUAAGUAAUUAAGAGGCAGCAUACAUACACAGUGGACCUGCAGGAGACUGGGUUAAGGUACGACAGAAAUUAAUUCUAGUUGGCUGUGAUUGCACUUUACGGAAAGGCUGUUGUCAAAAUGAUUGUGGCAAUAUUUAUUGGUCAUAGAGGCCUUUACCCAAGAAUUAAUGCAUAACAGCAAAUCUUGUUAAAUUUUUAUUUUUGUGUUUGUCAGAGGAUGGAGACUAUUAUGAUUAGAAAUGGAUUACUGUGACGAUCAUUAUUCUAAAUGGUUAACCAAUGGAAAGGCAGUAAGCACAGAUUUUGUAGAACACUUUCUUCUGCAGUGUGUUGAUUAUGGGGAUGUUAGUGGAUGAAAAAGGUUCAGAUUAUUAAAGUAGAUCCUUAAAAUGUACUGACCUAUUUCAGAGUGCACAGUUACCCUCAUAUUUAUACAUCUAUUCAUAAAUGUAAAUAAGCAUUUUAAAAACGAAUGUGUAUAUUGUAUUUUUAAGGAGGAAUUUGUAAGAUUUACAUCUUGGUUACCUCAUGGAACACUUAAUAGAGAUUUGUUGCCAGUUAAUGAAUGAGUUGAUUCCUAAAGUAAUCCACACACUGUGAAAGAAAGGGUUUCCCCCAAUUUGAGUGUAUGUUUAUGCAGAUUUCUAGCAAUAAUCCUUCGUCUUGGUUCUCCUGUGAGGGCAAAGUGAAGCACCAUUUACUCAAAGCGAUGGUACUGCAGUAUUAGGAUGUGACUCGUCUCGUUUGGAAUUUUUGCUUUUGUCUGUGAAUACAAAUGUAAAUACGCUUCAAAUGUAUUAUAUAUAUAUAAAUAUAUGCUUUUGUAGGUCACAUACUGUUUUUGCAGAGAUUGUAAGGCUUGAUAUUUAAAGUAUAAUUUUAUUAUUCUGUCGUAGGUCAAAAUAACUUUUAUUUUCAAUACAAAAGGAAGGGGGUCUUUCUUUGAUCAAAACUGAAAAACUUUGGUUCAGUUUGCCUCAGAAAGCUACAACUGCAUCUUUUGUUCUUUCAGAAGCACUUUUUAAAAUGUGUGAUCUAUAAAUCAUAUAUUUCUCUUUUUCAAAGGCAUUUGCAUAGAUUUAGAGGUGCUUGUGUGAUCCUGUCAUUUUCUAUCAAUAGAUGUUUAAUUCAAAAGAGCAAACAAACACACACGAUGCCUAAAAGAGGUGACAUGUGAUUGUGUUAGACUUAGGGGGGUCCAUGUUUCUUACCAGUGUGUGGAUUGAUAUUUUUAGAUAGGGCCCUAUGAGUUCAAUGGCUCUAGUUCCAUUCCUUAUAAUUCCAUACUCUGUUAUUGGCUAGGCUACUUAGCAGCAACUAUGUGCUCACAGAUAGGCUAUUAAAGACCACCCAAAGCCAUUGCAAUAUCAAUACUGCUUUUCUUCCCUUCGAUUGGGCACAGAUGCUGGGUUGUGGUGGUCAGUUUUACUGUAUGUAGGUUUUUGUGUUACGGUCUUCAACACUGCGGUUGGUUCUAUUUGUGGCUUUACUUUUUGAAGUCAGCUCAUAUUUAGGGAGGCUGUCGGGCUACACUAGAUGGUGAUUUGGAUUCCCUCCCUCUCUCUGUCUGAUCCUUGAAGGUUAUUUGGGGACAUUUUACAUGAUUUUAUGUUGAACCUUGAUUUGUCCUUGAUUUUGUAACAUUUUCUGUGAAGCUUUGUGAGAAAUCUGUUUAAGAUGUGCUCAAUCCAAAGAUUUGUGUUUUGUCAUUCUGCAGUGCUUAGAACUCGAUCCUAGAUGGUGCAAGUAAGCUAUUCAUGUGUGCAUUUCUCGGCUGCACACCCUACAUAGAAUAUGUUUGAAUAUAUGUAUUCCCAUUCCUACAAAACAGAGUUAACAUGGGUCUGGUUCUGCUGAAGUGAUUUUAAUCUUGUUUGUGAUUGUUGUUUUUUUGUUUCUUUGUUUUAUCUCUUAAAAUCUAUGGCCAGUUCUAAGUUGUGGUGCUGGAAACGGUUAUUUCAUGAGAUUGACCACUCAGAGAAGAAGCUCUUUAGUGGCACUAACCUGUGUGGUGAUACAAAACUAUCCCGUGGACUCUGAAGAUGACGGAUCGCUAUCUAUCUUUUAACACAAUGGAGAAUGUCUUCAAACUGUUUUAUGGAAACAUCUUGGAAUAGCCUAGAGUGAAUUUUCAGUCUUUAUGAAGUAUAUUGAAAAAGAUUGACCUACCGAAUAUUCAAAAGAACUAUGUUCUGUGCUUUUGCUUUUAAAAAAAGUAUCCCUCUCAAUUUAUCCUUUGAUUUAAAUGAAAAGAGAGGGGAAGAAAAUAUAAAAUGCUUGGGAAAAUAUACAGUCAUAAUUUCAGGAUGUAAAUUACUGUUGCAUUUUUUCUUACUUGUUUCUUGAUGUUAAUAUUGAUGUAAAUACAAAUUUCUAUUUAAACAUUA